Molecule: messenger RNA, 495 nt
Organism: Anthonomus grandis grandis
Lineage: Eukaryota; Metazoa; Arthropoda; Insecta; Coleoptera; Curculionidae
Gene: HINT1
Product: adenosine 5'-monophosphoramidase HINT1
Exons: 2
Coding region: 57-437 (126 amino acids)
Biological process (GO): purine ribonucleotide catabolic process
Cellular component (GO): cytoplasm; nucleus
Molecular function (GO): hydrolase activity
Source: RefSeq, a predicted model, not a curated record
AAUAAAAGAGAGCAAAUCAAGCUGACGUAAAGUUUGUUUUUGUUUCAUUUUUAAAAAUGGCGGACGAGGUGCAACUGGCGCAAGACGCCCAAGCCGGCGAAGACACAAUAUUCGGAAAAAUACUACGUAAAGAGAUCCCUUGUAAGUUCAUUUACGAAGACGACCAGUGUGUAGCCUUUGAUGACAUUAACCCACAGGCCCCCGUUCAUUUUCUCGUUAUUCCUCGCAAAGCGAUUUCGCAACUGUCCAAAGCCGAGGACUCCGACGAGGCCCUUCUUGGACAUUUAAUGAUUGUGGCCAAGAAAAUCGCCGCUACAAGAAAAUUGGAUAAGGGCUUUCGACUGGUGGUUAAUGAUGGACCGAUUGGUGCCCAGUCAGUAUACCACUUGCAUAUUCACGUGUUGAGCGGAAGGCAAAUGCACUGGCCACCAGGUUAAUUGUAUUUUAAAUAUUUUUUGAUUAGUUUCAGGAAUAAACCUAAAGAGUUCUGUUAAA